AUGUAUGUUGAUGAUAUAAUUAUUACAUGUGAUGAUCAUGAUGGUAUUAAAUCAUUAAAGUCUGAGUUUGCACAUUCUUUUGCUAUGAAAGAUUUUGGCAUGCUACGUUAUCUUUUGGGAAUUGAGAUAGCCUAUUCUCUUAAAGGUUAUCUCUUAUCUCAAUCAAAGUACAUUGCUGAUUUGUUUCAGCGCGCUCGACUAACCGACAACCAAACUGUUUAUACACCCCUUGAGACCAAUGUUAGAUAUUCUUCGUCUGAUGGCACUCCUUUAGAUGAUUUUGGUCUUUAUCGUACCAUAGUUGGCAACUUGGUAUAUUUUACUGUAACUCGCCCAGACAUUGCGCAUGUAGUUCAUGUGGUUAGUCAGUUUGUCACUGCCUCUACUACAGUACAUUGGUAA
Impatiens glandulifera is the source of this 402-nucleotide messenger RNA. RefSeq lists its product as uncharacterized. The transcript has 2 exons. The record is from RefSeq and is a predicted model, not a curated record. Lineage: Eukaryota; Viridiplantae; Streptophyta; Magnoliopsida; Ericales; Balsaminaceae. Bases 1 to 402 code for a protein of 133 amino acids.